AUGCCUUCCAACGUCGAGGGAAGCGCCGCGCGUGGCUUUCCCACGAUCAAACAUGUCCGCACCUUCAUCACGCAAGGGCCAGGGUCUGGCGGCGACUACCACAAUGUGCACGGCGGCCAUUGGCUGAUAGACAGCAAGAUCUCCACGCCCAUGUCCCAGUACGAGAAGUACAGGAAGUCGCGCACAAGUUGGGGCAUCAAUGUGCUUGGCUCCUUCUGUGUGGAGCUCGAGGCAACUGAUGGGACCAAGGGCUUCGCGACUGGUUUCGGAGGUCCGCCAGCAUGCUGGCUUGUUGCGGAGCACUUUGAGCGGUUCCUGGUCGGGCAAGACCCCCGGGACACGAACCACAUCUUCGAGCAGAUGUAUCGCGGAUCAAUGUUCUACGGCCGAAAAGGUCUACCAGUCGCCGUCAUCUCCGUCAUCGAUCUUGCCAUCUGGGAUCUCCUAGGCAAGAUCCGAAACGAGCCUGUAUACAAGCUGAUUGGCGGCGCGACACGGGAGAGGUUGAACUUCUACUGCACUGGCCCUGAGCCGUCGGCAGCCAAGGAGAUGGGUUUCUGGGGUGCAAAGGUUCCUCUGCCAUAUGGCCCUGGAGAGGGUUCCGAGGGACUGAAGAAGAACGUGGAAUUCCUCACAAAACACCGUGAGAGCGUUGGUCCCGACUUCCCCAUCAUGGUCGACUGCUACAUGAGCCUGAACGUACAAUAUACCAUCGAGGUUGUGAAGGCGACAGAACACCUCAACCUUAAUUGGUGGGAGGAAUGUCUUUCACCUGACGACACGGACGGCUUCGAAUUGAUCAAGCGUGCACAUCCGCGGAUGAAGUUCACUACCGGCGAGCACGAAUACUCAAGGUACGGAUUCAGGAAGCUGAUCGAGGGUCGCAACCUGGACAUACUCCAGCCGGACGUGAUGUGGGUAGGAGGCAUGACUGAGCUACUGAAGAUUUCGUCAAUGGCUGCCGCAUACGAUAUCCCCGUCGUCCCGCAUGCCAGCGGACCAUAUUCAUACCACUUUGUCGUCAGCCAGGCAAACUCACCAUUCCAGGAGUAUCUUGCAAACUCUCCAGACGGCAAGUCCGUGCUGCCAGUGUUCGGUGAUCUCUUCCUCAAUGAGCCUAUCCCUACCAAGGGUUACCUCGAUGUAUCCAUUUUGGAUAAGCCUGGGUUUGGUCUCGAACUCAACCCGAACGCUCGGUUGAUUGAUGCUACGAACAUCUUGAACCCAGCACCGGCCAAGUCAUUGAAGGCUCCGGAGCAGGCACCCGUCAAGGCUGGAGAGGCCGAGGCCAAUGGCGUGCAAGCAAACGGCCACGCUGCGUAA
Messenger RNA from Didymosphaeria variabile, 1323 nucleotides. RefSeq lists its product as uncharacterized. Gene Ontology annotation, molecular function: magnesium ion binding; L-rhamnonate dehydratase activity. The transcript has 2 exons. The record is from RefSeq and is a predicted model, not a curated record. Bases 1 to 1323 code for a protein of 440 amino acids. Gene Ontology annotation, biological process: carbohydrate catabolic process. Lineage: Eukaryota; Fungi; Ascomycota; Dothideomycetes; Pleosporales; Didymosphaeriaceae.